UCGGGUUUGCCGUGAUUUCAUACCGAAGUCAUACUUCACAUUCCAGCUUUACUGUCAAAUCAGGAGAAAUAUUUCUUCAAAAACACCAGCGUGGUUUGCAUUUGUAAACGAGCUCAUGAGAUAAAGCCUGGAAUCCAUCUUUUUGCGCACAGCAGAGCUGAGGUUUGCGUUUAAGUCCUGGGUGUGAGGGCUCACGUAGGGGCCCAGGUGGAGCCGCCACCAUUGCAGCCAACGAGUGGAGCGCCAACGAGAGCCCGGAGGAGGGGCAGGAGGAUGGAGUGGAUGGGAUGGACAAGGCCGGGAUGGAAGGGGAUGCGGAGGGCGUCUGGAGCCCUGACAUCGAACAAAGUUUUCAGGAGGCUCUGGCCAUUUAUCCACCCUGUGGCCGCAGAAAGAUCAUACUUUCAGACGAAGGAAAAAUGUAUGGUCGUAAUGAGUUGAUAGCAAGGUACAUAAAGCUGCGGACAGGGAAAACCCGCACACGGAAACAGGUGUCUAGUCACAUACAGGUGUUAGCCAGGAAGAAAAUGCGGGAAUAUCAAACAGGCAUUAAGGUGUCUAGCCAUCUGCAGGUUCUUGCGCGGAGAAAAUCUCGCGAGAUUCAGUCUAAGCUGAAGGCCAUGAACUUGGAUCAGGCUUCCAAAGACAAAGCCCUGCAGAACAUGGCCGCUCUGUCCUCCGCUCAGAUCGUUUCUGCCAGUGUGAUGAAGAGUCAGAUGCCUCCUCUUCCUCAGCACCCCUACCCUCCUCCAGCCAGGUUUUGGCCCGGACCCAUCCCAGGACAGCCUGGACCUUCUCAGGACAUCAAGCCCUUUGCACCGAACCCAUACUCCAGCCUUCAGCCUCCACUGCCUACGCCCAUAUCAAGUUAUGAGCCGUUGCCAAGCUCCCUCCCCCCUACCAGCACUGCCAUGCCUGUGUGGCAGGACCGGACCAUCGCCUCCGGUAAACUCCGCAUGCUGGAGUACUCGGCGUUCAUGGAGGUCCAGAGAGACCCUGACACUUACAGCAAGCACCUGUUUGUCCACAUCGCCCAGACAAACCCCUCGUACUCAGACCCUCUUCUGGAGGCCGUGGACAUCCGUCAGAUCUACGACAAGUUUCCGGAGAAGAAGGGAGGGCUGAAGGAGCUGUACGAGAAAGGCCCUCAGAACGCUUUCUUUCUGGUCAAGUUCUGGGCUGAUCUGAACAAUAGUAACGUUCAGGAUGGCGCGGGCUCAUUCUAUGGGGUCAGCAGUCAGUACAGCAGUGCUGAAAACAUGAUCAUCACUGUGUCGACUAAAGUCUGCUCUUUUGGGAAGCAGGUGGUAGAGAAAGUUGAAACAGAGUACGCUCGUGUGGAGGGCGGGAGGUACGUUUACCGGAUCCAUCGCUCACCCAUGUGUGAAUACAUGAUCAACUUCAUCCAUAAACUCAAGCACCUGCCAGAAAAAUAUAUGAUGAACAGUGUCCUGGAGAACUUCACUAUACUGCAGGUUGUCACAAACAGAGAAACACAAGAGACUUUGCUUUGCAUUGCAUUUGUGUUUGAGGUGUCUACAAGUGACCACGGAGCACAGUAUCACGUUUACAGACUCGUCAAGGACUGAAUGACCGCCGUGCGAACAAAAAGAGGAAAAGAAAGUUCGACAAACCUGAAGCUCAUAAUCACACAAUCAUGGACAAAACACAAACCAGGAUCCUCUGCACUAGGUUGUGUUGUAUAUUUAGUCGUGUUCCUUAAAAGGAAAAGAAAAUGUACUUUCAGGGAUAAUUCUAUUUCUUCCUUUUUGCUUACCGGUUUUGUGAGAGGAGAGGUUUUGGAAAUCUGUGGUUGGUUAAUUCUGAUUAUGACCCUUGUCAUGUUUAUGGUACUAGACUCUGAAGGCACAAAGGUCUUUUUAAAAGUGAUCGUAAGCGAAUAGGAAAGGAAUGCUGAUUAAUACAAGUCUUUCUCUAAUCAGGAACUUUGUGAUAGCAUAUGUUUGUUCUGACUGUCAUUUUUUCACAAUCUUUGGUUUAGACGCAGAAGCCUGCUACCUCUGACCUUUGAUCGGGGUUCAGAUUGUGCCCAGAAGGAUGAGAAAGUCUUGUAAAUAGGAUUUUUUUUUUCUUGUAUAGGAAAAGACACUGAAUGUUUGUUGUGAUGGAAAGCGCAAGUUACAUGAAUGUUACACACUUUUGCAGGUUUUGCUCUCGAUUUGGCUUGAUUUUCUUGGAAAGUGCAAAUGUGUGAGUUAUAUCUACCUCCUGGUGUUACACAAAGUGUGUUUGGAGCAUUUUUACUGCUGCGUUUUGGUUUAAAAAAUGGAAGCUUGUGUCUGCCAUGAAAAAAAAAGGUAAUUGCAACAUUCUAUCUCACAAUUCUGAGAUAAAAAGUCAGAAUUACGAGGUAUGAAGUCCGAAUUGUGAGGUAUAACACAAUUUCGAAGAAAAAUAUCUGAAUUAAGGAAUAUAUUCAAUUGUGAGAAAAAAGUCUGAAUUGUGAUCUCACAAUUGUGAGAAAAAAAUGGAAAUGUUUGAAUUGUGAGAGAUACUCGAAUUUUUGAGAAAAAAGUCUGAAUUGCAGCAUGUAAAUUGCUCGUGAGAAAAAAGUUAGAAUUCUGAUAAGUAAAGUCUGAAUUUUAAGAUGUAGACUCGCUUUUGCAAGAAAAAGUCAGAAUUGUGAGAUAUAAACUCGUAUUUGUGAGAAAAAAAGUCUGAAUUGCGGCAUGUAAAUUGACA
Messenger RNA from Pimephales promelas (fathead minnow), 2703 nucleotides. It is a transcript of the gene tead3a, whose product is annotated as TEA domain family member 3 a. Gene Ontology annotation, molecular function: RNA polymerase II cis-regulatory region sequence-specific DNA binding; DNA-binding transcription factor activity, RNA polymerase II-specific. Gene Ontology annotation, cellular component: transcription regulator complex. Gene Ontology annotation, biological process: positive regulation of transcription by RNA polymerase II; hippo signaling; embryonic organ development. NCBI's taxonomy places the organism in Eukaryota, Metazoa, Chordata, Actinopteri, Cypriniformes, Leuciscidae. The record is from RefSeq and is a predicted model, not a curated record.